Zingiber officinale is the source of this 564-nucleotide messenger RNA. Its product is annotated as ribosomal RNA small subunit methyltransferase H-like. The record is from RefSeq and is a predicted model, not a curated record. The transcript has 6 exons. The coding region runs from base 1 to 564 and encodes 187 amino acids. Lineage: Eukaryota; Viridiplantae; Streptophyta; Magnoliopsida; Zingiberales; Zingiberaceae. Gene Ontology annotation, molecular function: rRNA (cytosine-N4-)-methyltransferase activity. Gene Ontology annotation, biological process: rRNA base methylation.
AUGGAUAUGGAUGCUUCAAUCCAUGACCAGGCCCGGGCUCGGAUAGAGAAGCUCUUGGUCGUGGAUUCGCGCGGCAGCAAGUUGAAAGCUUACACUCAUGUCAGAAACUUCCAGUACAUCAAGUCGGUGCUUGGCGGCGUCGAUGAGAACCUACUUGACGUUGGGGUGAACGACAUCUUGAUGGACUUGGAAUCUCAUCCAUGCAGGGGAUUUAGUGUGCAAGGUGAUGGACCUUUGGAUAUGCGCAUGAAUCCUCAGGAUAUAAGGCAGUGUUGCUUGCCUAAUUACUACUUGCCUGUAGGAAAACUAAAUCAGCGAUUAAAGGCAAGUUUGAAAGCUGAAGAGAUAUUGAAUUCUUGGCCUGCUGCGGAAGUGGGAAAGGUACUACGUGAAUAUGGAGAAGAAAGCAAUUGGCAAUUUAUUCAGAAUAAAAUUGUUAAAGCUCGUGCACAAGGGGGAUUGCAUACUACAGAUGAACUUGUGCAUCUUAAUUUGGAGUGUGGACAAUCUGUUAAGGUUGUCUUUAAUCAGAUUUCGAUUGUGCUACUAGAGAUUCAUAAAUGA